Molecule: messenger RNA, 1501 nt
Organism: Spodoptera exigua (beet armyworm)
Lineage: Eukaryota; Metazoa; Arthropoda; Insecta; Lepidoptera; Noctuidae
Source: the annotation of a GenBank genome assembly
UGGUUACGAUUUUGUAGCUGAUAACGAGCUGAUUUUGAUAAGCUCAUUUAACUUGAUAACGUCACUUGUUAAACGCGGUGCGGUGUGGCGCGUGUGCAGUCUGCCAGUCUCGCUAGUCGUUGCGAAUUCGUCGCAAGUUUUGUUUGCGGAACCUUCUGCUAUUUAAUUCCAUUUACUAUUUACCAUUUUAAAAAUAAAUAAUGGCAGAGAAAAUACUGAAAAACCGAGUUUGCAUUAUCGGCUCUGGUAACUGGGGAUCUGCAAUUGCAAAGAUUGUGGGUCGCAAUGCUGCAAGACUGCCAAAUUUCGAAGACAGAGUUACUAUGUGGGUGUAUGAAGAGAUGAUUGAAGGCAAGAAAUUAACAGAGAUCAUCAAUGAGACCCAUGAAAAUGUAAAAUAUUUGCCUGGACAUAAACUUCCUCCUAAUGUGGUUGCCAUUCCAGAGGUGGUUGAUGCAGCGAAGGAUGCCGACCUCCUUAUUUUCGUAGUUCCCCACCAGUUUGUCAGAACUAUUUGUUCUACACUCCUCGGGAAGAUAAAGCCGACCGCAGCUGCACUUUCUUUGAUAAAGGGCUUCGAUAUCGCGGAAGGCGGUGGCAUUGACCUCAUUUCUCACAUUAUUACAAGGUGCCUCAAAAUCCCAUGUGCCGUAUUAAUGGGAGCUAACAUUGCGUCUGAGGUGGCUGAAGAGAAAUUCUGUGAGACUACUAUCGGAUGCCGAGACGUGAUGCUUGCACCCAUGAUGCGUGACAUCAUCCAAACUGAAUACUUUAGAGUAGUCGUUGUUGACGACGAAGAUGCCGUGGAAAUUUGUGGAGCACUGAAGAACAUUGUUGCUGUGGGAGCUGGUUUCGUGGACGGCCUUGGCUUUGGUGACAACACUAAAGCGGCUGUAAUCCGUCUAGGUCUAAUGGAAAUGAUCAAAUUCGUCGAUGUGUUCUACCCUGGCAGCAAGCUUAGCACUUUCUUCGAGUCCUGCGGAGUAGCUGAUCUCAUUACAACUUGUUAUGGUGGUAGGAACAGGAGGGUAGCUGAAGCCUUCGUUAAGACUGGCAGGUCUAUCAAAGAGCUAGAAGACGAGAUGUUGAAUGGCCAGAAACUUCAAGGACCAAUCACCGCGGAAGAAGUCAACCACAUGCUUGCCAACAAAAAUAUGGAGAACAAGUUCCCUCUGUUCACCGCCGUGUUCCGCAUCUGCCGAGGCGAGCUGAAGCCCAGCGACUUCAUUAACUGCAUCCGCAGCCAUCCAGAACACAUGAAACAGCCGACGCCCAAAUGCUCACUGUGACCAAAGUGAGGCGCCUUCAGAAUCAGUCAUCAACAUGAAACUGUUGCAUUUGUCGUCCGGCACGCAGCAUUAUUUUCACAUAACACACACAUCCACACCCACACACGUUAAUAUUUUUUCAAUUAGAAACGUUAACGCGCUUUCCGCCUUUGAGCUUAACGACCUGAUAGUCGUUAACAAAAUUGUAAAAAAAAUAAGGUGCUACCAACUUG